AUGUCUGCGGUUUGCGAGAAAACGGACCCUCUGCAGGGCGUCUUUGGUGUGCACCACGGGACGAAGUUUGACGAUAUCGUCGAACUGUGGCAUGGCCAUCGGACGCCCAUUAUCUUUUGUGCACUGAUCGUACUGGUCGCGAUUCGGUUCUAUAUCCACAAUGUUGAGGACGCGGAACCACUCAAGAGCAUUCCAAAACAAUUUGAGACGAAAGUUAUCCCAGACGGCACGAGCAAGCAGUCUGACAUUGACGUUUCCGAAAAGACAACUGCCAAAUCGAACGGACCUAGACGAAUUAAGGGCGGCGUAACGAAGAAGCCAGCUACAGAAGAAAAAGACCAGUAUGACAAGAGCCGGCCCAUCAAGAUUAUGGUGUUCUUCUCAUCGGUUACGACCAAGACGGAAAAGAUUGCCCAGCAAUACCUGAGCAGCUUGGAACGGUCUGUUGAUCAGCUUUCUCGCGAGACGGAGCGCCAAUUUUUAAAACCCGAACUUCAUGACCUAGCGGACAUUGAUUUCGAGGACUUUUUCGUUAGCCCUGCCAAGACAGCCGACAACGCCUAUCUGUUCUACUUAUUCCUCAUACCCAGCUACAACAUUGACACAAUCAACGACACCUUGCUGCAGCACCUCGAAGAGACGCAUCAUGAUUUCAGAAUCGACACGGCGCCGUUAGCACCUCUUCUUGGAUACUCUGUUUUUGGAUUCGGAGACAGAGAAGGCUGGCCUGACGAGGCAGAAGGUUAUUGCUUCCAGGCCAAGGAGGUGGAUAAAUGGAUGUCCAAAUUGACAGGUCGCAAACGCGCGUACCCAGUCGGCAUGGGUGACAUGAAGAGUGAUCAUGCAGAUCGAUUCCAGGAAUGGACACUGGGAGUUCAGGAGGUCAUUGGCCAUGUUGCUCGAACCGGAACAUUGGGGGAAGGUGUUACCGGCAGUGGCGAUGCGAUGGAGAGUGACGCAGAGGACGUAGCGGAGGAAGACGAUGGUGAGGUCUUGUUCGAGGAUGAUGCAUCUAGCGAUGACAAGGAAUCCUCCCGACCCUUAGAUGAUGUGGAGGAUUUAGGACGCAUGAUUCGACCAUCUAACGGCGGCCGCACUGCUAAUGCUGCCAAUGGGAAGAAAGCACCACUUGCCGUUGAUUUCACAUCGUAUGGUUCAUCUACGAAGAAGCGAACACCAGUUGCUCCUGUUAUCAAAGAAAUGGUGGCCAAAAACUCACCUACAUAUGCAGCCCUGACCAAGCAAGGCUACACAAUCGUCGGCUCACACUCGGGCGUGAAAAUCUGUCGGUGGACAAAAUCUGCUCUCCGCGGCCGAGGAAGUUGCUACAAAUACUCGCUAUACGGCAUCAAUUCCCAUCAGUGCAUGGAGACGACUCCCUCUCUAUCUUGCUCCAACAAGUGCGUUUUCUGCUGGCGACACGGCACCAACCCCGUUGGCACUACAUGGCGAUGGGUGGUCGACCCCCCGGACAUGAUUUUCGCAGGCGUCAAAGAAGGCCACUAUAAAAAGAUCAAGAUGAUGCGUGGCGUCCCGGGUGUACGGGCAGAGCGAUACGCGGAAGCCCUCAAGAUCCGCCACUGCGCACUCUCACUAGUCGGAGAGCCCAUCUUCUACCCUCAUAUCAACGAAUUCCUCGCCAUGCUCCACGCGGAACGCAUCUCCUCCUUCCUCGUCUGCAACGCCCAGCACCCAGACCAGCUCGCUGCCCUCAAGGCCGUCACCCAGCUGUACGUCUCCAUCGACGCCUCUAACAAAGACUCCCUCCGCAAAAUCGACAGGCCCCUCCACCGAGACUUCUGGGAACGUUUCCAGCGCUGCCUCGACAUUCUCCGCGAGAAGCGCUUCCGCCACCGCACCGUCUUCCGCCUCACCCUCGUCAAGGGCUUCAACGUAGAAGACGAGGCAGAAGGGUAUGCGCAGCUCGUGGAGCGCGGACUCCCCUGCUUCGUGGAAGUCAAGGGCGUCACCUACUGCGGUACGUCGACUUCCUCCAACGCAGGUCUGAGCAUGUCCAACGUCCCUUUUUACUGGGAAGUGUGCGAGUUUGUGAGAGCUCUGGAGAGGAAGCUCAAGGAUAAGGGAUUGCCGUAUGGUAUUGCGGCGGAACAUGCGCACAGUUGUUGUAUCCUGCUGGCUAGUGAGCGAUUCCUCGUCGAUGGCAAGUGGCAUACGCAUAUUGAUUAUAAGCGCUUCUUUGAACUGCUUGAGGAGAGAGGCCCGGAUGGCGAGUGGACGCCGGAGGAUUAUAUGGGUGAACCAACGCCUGAGUGGGCUUUGUGGGGGAAUGGAGGAUUUGAUCCGAGGGAUGAUCGUGUGGAUAGGAAGGGGAGGAAGAUUGAGAAUGUUGUUGUUCGAGAGGCGCCACCGCCGGAGAGUUGGUAG
Molecule: messenger RNA, 2385 nt
Organism: Pochonia chlamydosporia 170
Lineage: Eukaryota; Fungi; Ascomycota; Sordariomycetes; Hypocreales; Clavicipitaceae
Product: flavodoxin and radical SAM domain-containing protein
Exons: 2
Coding region: 1-2385 (794 amino acids)
Biological process (GO): wybutosine biosynthetic process
Molecular function (GO): 4 iron, 4 sulfur cluster binding; FMN binding; catalytic activity
Source: RefSeq, a predicted model, not a curated record